AUGGCACACGCACCAAUACGCCGUGCCUUCACAGAUCGCGGUGAUGACACGGCACAGCCAUCACCACACAUCAGAAAUUCAUUUAUUCGAAAACCCCAAGACCGUGUGGAGGAUCGCAAGGCAGUCAGUGAAGAAUUUUCCGGGCUCACCACAUAUCAUGGCCUCGUUCGCAUAUACAACUCGAACACUUGGCCUUCGCGAAUAUUCUGGUGUGUUGUGGUCCUCUCUUGUCUGUCACUUUUCAUGAUUCAUAGUGGCUAUCUCCUACUUGGUUAUCACUCGAAACCAACUCUAUUUCAAAUAAAGACUAUCGUGGCAACAGACGGUAUUUCUUUGCCGGACAUCACUCUCUGUAAUCACAACCCGCUUGAAAUGUCUCAAUUUUCAGGAUACAACAUGAGCACAAAGGUGCGGUCUUAUCUUUUGGCAUCUUUUGAUGACCACGUCGAGUACGAUGAGCUUAACGAGGCACAUCGGGAUUUUGAGGAGUUUAAGAGCAACUAUGAGCUGCAGACCGAGCAGAACUUCUCCCUUGCAAAAUUUUUCAACGAUAUCAGGCCAACAUGCGAGGACCUGGUGCUAAGUUGCUCGUUCGCUGGUGAGGACAUACCAAAUUGUUGCGCCACUAGCGAGGUCGUCAUUACCGAUCUAGGCUUUUGCGUUAGAUUCCCAAACUCGAUUUCAAAGAGGAAGCAAUAUAUGGGUGGCAGCAGCUACGGGUUUCAGUUUAUACUGCACGGCCACAGCGAUUUGCGGUCAAAUUCGUCCAUAUUGUCUGACGACAUGGGAUUCCAUGUACUGGUCCAUGAACCCGAUAAGGAAGUUUCAGUGAGAUCCUACGGCUUGUCAGUACCACCAGGAGUCACUAUGCAUGCUGGCUUAUCCUACAGAAACGUGUCCUAUUUGCAAAGAACCGACUGGGGAUUGUGUCAGCAGGAUUGGAAUCCUGAGAUCCACGGUUCGAUCCUGACGAAACUUAAGUAUACUUCGUCACACUGCGAGUGGAAUUGCCUUGCACGGGUAUGGCUUCAUACGUGUGCUUGCCUGCCGGCCAAGCUACUUCCACUGCAGGCUUCCACUGAUGCUGGUAUUUGUACACCAUAUGACAUACACAGAUGUGCCGAUUUUGUUUACGAAAAUGCAAGCAAGUGCAGCUGUGAUAUGGAGUGUGAUCUGAUUGACUACGAGACGCAGGUUAGCUACUCGGACGUGCCCAUCAGCUCAAUCCAACGGAAGUUCGCUUUUUCGAAACAGUACAUUCAGUUGGUUUUACACUUUUUCAAGUUAAAUGCUUUACAAUGUCGUGAGUAA
This is a messenger RNA of Cooperia oncophora, 1311 nucleotides long. Lineage: Eukaryota; Metazoa; Nematoda; Chromadorea; Rhabditida; Trichostrongylidae. The record is from the annotation of a GenBank genome assembly.